Molecule: messenger RNA, 1571 nt
Organism: Mesitornis unicolor (brown roatelo)
Lineage: Eukaryota; Metazoa; Chordata; Aves; Mesitornithiformes; Mesitornithidae
Product: patatin-like phospholipase domain-containing protein 2
Exons: 9
Biological process (GO): lipid homeostasis; triglyceride catabolic process
Cellular component (GO): lipid droplet; cytoplasm; membrane
Molecular function (GO): triacylglycerol lipase activity
Source: RefSeq, a predicted model, not a curated record
UGCGUUUUAUUUUCAGCUCAGGCUUGUGCUGAUGUUCUGGCGUUAGCCAAAGAAGCUAGAAAGCGAAAUCUUGGUCCUCUUCAUCCUUCCUUUAAUGUGAUAAAGAUAAUAAGAGAUGGACUGAUGAGAAAUCUUCCAGAAAACACUCACCAGUUAUCAUCAGGCAGACUGUGUAUUUCACUGACCAGAGUAUCAGAUGGUAAAAAUGCAUUGAUAUCUAAUUUUAACUCUAAAGAAGAAGUUGUCCAGGCUUUAAUCUGUAGUUCAUUCGUACCUAUUUAUUGUGGGCUAAUUCCUCCGUCAUUUAGAGGUGUGCGCUACGUGGAUGGAGGAAUCAGUGACAACUUACCUCACUAUGAAUCUAAGAAUACCAUCACAGUUUCGCCUUUUGCUGGGGAGUGUGAUAUCUGCCCAAAGGGGAAUUCUGCCAACUUUCAUGAAAUGAAUGUGACCAACACCAGCAUUCAGCUCAGUCUGGGGAACCUUUAUCGUUUAACACAAGCACUNUUUCCACCAGAACCUAAGGUACUAGGAGAGAUCUGUGAGCAAGGAUAUUCAGAUGCUCUUAAAUUCUUGAAAGAGAACGGUAUUCUGAAUGACUCAAUUUAUAUCCACUUGUCCUUCACAAGAAGAAAUCCUCAUGAGGCUGUGCAACACCUUGACCAUAUGAAAAGGAAAGAAUUGACGGAAAAUAACAGAGUAGAAAGCUUGAAAAUGGAAGUACUUAAUGACCAGCUGAAGCAAAAUCCAUGGCCUUUGGAGAACAGCAUAUUUGAGAGUCUACCUCCUAGACUUCGCAAAGCACUGCAGGAAGCUUGUAAAGAACAGAGUGGAUUCUAUGCUCAGUUCUCUAAACUCUUCCCAAUGCGGGUGAUAUCCUAUCUGAUGCUACCAUAUACGCUACCAGUGGAGUCUGCUUACUCUGUUGCUUUACGGUUAGUAAACUGGUUUCCUGACAUGCCUGCUGAUGUUCGAUGGAUGCAAGAACAGCUUUGUCGGAUUGCUGGUACAGUUUAUUCCCAGGCUAAAAGCAAGCUAUUCUGUACAUCGAGGAAAGACAAUUUUGCAUCACUAAGAAAAUGUCAGACUGUCCCAUCUACUAUGGAACUUCAUUCUUCAUAUUGCCACCUUAAAAUGCCUCACUCUUCUGCGGACCUUGAGACCUGGCUCUGGGAAUCUUCAUGCUUCAUGCACUCAGCUAUGAAAAAUGUUCCUGCUAACAAGCAGGAGCAUUCAGACUUAAACUCCUACCCUAAUUUUCUUCCAAAUUCUGAUGAGUCUGGGUUGGAAAUGGAUUUUGACUCUUCCUCAGAGACAAGUUUCCAAACUGCUCCAGAGUAUUAAUUUGGAAGUAGACUCCACAGUUUCCAAAAUUCCAAUUUGGCAGAGAAAUUUUAAUCCUGAAGGACUAAAGAUCACUUUGUGUAUUGCCAAUAAGUCUUGAAAAACUAUUUGUUUACAGCUUCCUGACAAAUCUGCCUUGGGAGUUCUGCUGUUUUAAGGGUUAUGAAAACUGGCCGCUAUACUAAGUAACAGACUACAGUUCUGUUGAAGCACCAGCUUAGUCAACU